Messenger RNA from Cephus cinctus (wheat stem sawfly), 365 nucleotides. RefSeq lists its product as uncharacterized. The coding region runs from base 63 to 365 and encodes 100 amino acids. The record is from RefSeq and is a predicted model, not a curated record. The transcript is spliced from 2 exons. NCBI's taxonomy places the organism in Eukaryota, Metazoa, Arthropoda, Insecta, Hymenoptera, Cephidae.
AACAUAUAAAUUUGUAUCUUUUGACGCUAACUUUCCGACGAACAAAAUUAGGGAAAGGAACGAUGUGUGUGCAGAAUCAAGCUUUGAGGCCAAAAUUACUCCGACAGAUGGCGGCAAGUGGCACAUGUUUCAGAAGGAAAAUUCUUAAAAUAAUGCAGUCAUAUUACAAAAGAGAAGAAUUUUCUGAUCUCAGACAAUGCUACUAUAUACUCCCUACAGGGGGUGAUAAUGGAAUAAGAAAGGAAGAAGAAGAAGGAAAAUUUGCUGCGUUAUCAACCUCAAAAAUCCUACAGUCUGCAAUUGGAAGGCUCGGUUCAGACGGCGUCAAGCGGUCGUUAUUAAUUAAGCAGACCUAUUCACGAUAA